This is a messenger RNA of Eurytemora carolleeae, 2096 nucleotides long. RefSeq names its product oocyte zinc finger protein XlCOF6. The record is from RefSeq and is a predicted model, not a curated record. Lineage: Eukaryota; Metazoa; Arthropoda; Copepoda; Calanoida; Temoridae. The transcript is spliced from 17 exons. Gene Ontology annotation, biological process: regulation of transcription by RNA polymerase II. Bases 549 to 2087 code for a protein of 512 amino acids. Gene Ontology annotation, molecular function: chromatin insulator sequence binding. Gene Ontology annotation, cellular component: chromosome.
AUGCUAAAAUCCCUAAAACGGGCACAAUCUUAGUCUUACUUGAUUUUUAGAAACAGUCCUUUUGUAGAAAUCCAUUGUUCCCUUUCCACAUCAUUAUUGAUUUUCAUUUCAAGAAUUUUCAUUCAACGACUUAUUUUCCCCCCACAAACAUUAGAUUCAGCAUUUAGGGGAUUUUUUAGAUAUCAUUUUCCCACUUUUCUCUAAUAUAAGAAUUCUUUUCGUGGCUUUUAUUAGAAAAUUUGGGGGGGGGGGGGGUAAUGAUUAUUAAAUGAAUAAAUAAGAUCUUUGAAAUUUGAAAAAAAUACACACCAUGAGGAAGGCUUGGAAUGUAAUACAAGAACAUUUACAUCACUGGGAUAUUGACUUAAGUAUCCAAAUGUUCUGAAUUCAAAUUAUAUCAGGUGGGGAGCAGGGAUGAUGUCCAGAAAAUAACUUACUUCAAGGAGAAUUCAGAAAACGAGAUACUGGGAGAUCACAAGGUUCAAGUGGUGAGGACGGAAAAUGGAGAUAUCUUAAUAGUUACCUGCGAUGAUACAGCACCGGAAAGUAUGGAGUUGGAAUUACAGGAUCAACAUCUCUUAGCACAGGAACAUAAACCUAUUCAUCAAGAAGUUUAUCAUGUUCAUGAAGAUCAGUCUCGUCACCAGGGUCCAGGCAAACCUCAGGAGAAGGGAGGAGAGGCUAUCCAUGAUAGAAUCAGGGAACUACAGAAAAGGGAAUGCGUACUUUGUCAGAAAUCAGCCAUUAGUCACAAAUCAAAGGAUGAGAAGAGUAAGGGUUUCUAUACUUGCUGUAAAGAUGAAUGCUCUGAAUCUGGUCUAAAAACUAUCAGAUCUUUUCACCAACAUGUUCACGUUCAUAAAGGAUUAACACAAACUGAAUCAUUAAAUGGUGUAAAAUAUGAACCUGCAGAUAAACCCUGUCCUCUUUGCUUUAAACCAAGAAUAGAACAUAAGAAUAGAGAACUCAGUGAAGAGGAUAAAGGAAAUCAUAAAGGGAACCUAUAUAAAUGUUGUCAGUGCGCUGCGGCUCGACUAUCUGCCAAGAAAUUCUUCACACACAUGGAAAACCACGUGGCAAAAAAACACGUGUGUACAGUCUGUACGAAGGGAUACAGCUACAAACAUUUAUUGGAUGAGCAUCAUUGGAAGAUGCAUGGAGAUGGACAAUAUCUUUGGUUGACCUGCCCGUAUGAGAACUGUGAUUACAAGGCUAGAUAUAAACAGACUCUGCACACUCAUGUAACAGAACAUCAUCAGGGCAUUAAGAGGAAACAUCAAGAUGGGAAUACGAAGGUAACCUGUCCCAACUGUAAUAAAGUUUUAAUGAAAUGGUAUUACCGUCAACAUCACAGCAAAACCUGUUCACAAACAAACAAUAUACUUAAGUGUGAUAUAUGUAAGAAGGAAGGUUUUAUCAACAACACAACAUUACAAAACCACGUGAGAUUGAAGCACUCUUCUGACCGGCCUUUUGCCUGCGAGUACUGCUCUUUAAAGUACGCUACGGCCAUGUCACUCUCAAGUCAUAGAGCGCGAAAGCAUGGAGUAAAUGCACGUGGUGAAGAGAUUCCGCGGAAAAUGUACUCUUGUGCUCAGUGCAACAAACUUCUUACAAGCAGUAUUAAGUUGAAAACACACAUAGAGGUAAUCCACGAGGGGCGGAGAGAUUUCGCCUGCAAAUACUGUGGGAAACGUUUUACAUCAAAAUCAAAUCUCCAGAUUCAUGAAGGUUCCCAGCAUACGGGUAUUCUACCAUACAACUGUCAAUCAUGUGAAAAGUCAUUUGCACGUAAACAGCAGCUGAAAAUACACAGGGCGCAGGCGCACAACGAUAUAGCCAGCCGUGAACCUAUCGGUCAGCUGACGGACAGAUCAGCUGUUGAUCAGCUGACAGAUAGAACAGCCGAUGACCAGCUGGUGGAACCAGAAUCAGCUGAUCAUCAGAUUAUCAGUGAACAGUUCGACCAAGACGGACAUUUUUAUGUAGUUGAUGAUAUUGAUGCGGUUCAUGGAGUUCAGGUUGGAGAUGUAAUAAUUCCGAUGGAACUGGUAGAGGAGGGAGAAUGUGUGGAGAUGCACGUUUAAUUAAAUUUU